Fusarium fujikuroi IMI 58289 is the source of this 1332-nucleotide messenger RNA. RefSeq lists its product as uncharacterized. The transcript has 4 exons. The record is from RefSeq and is a predicted model, not a curated record. The coding region runs from base 1 to 1332 and encodes 443 amino acids. Gene Ontology annotation, molecular function: zinc ion binding; DNA-binding transcription factor activity, RNA polymerase II-specific. NCBI's taxonomy places the organism in Eukaryota, Fungi, Ascomycota, Sordariomycetes, Hypocreales, Nectriaceae. Gene Ontology annotation, biological process: regulation of DNA-templated transcription.
AUGGAAAUUUUGACAGACUCUCUGUUCUUUCAAACGUGCCACUUAUGUGACAAGGCUUUCACUCAGGAGCAUCCGUACAAGCGUCACGUCAAUUAUUGCCGCCGCGCCCAGACUCAACGCAAAGGACGCCCAAAGUCUUGCACUUCCUGUAGAAUAGCCAAGACGAAAUGCGACUUUGUUCAGCCAUGUUCGAGAUGCACGACGAAGGAUCUGCGAUGCACGUUUGGUCGACCAGUUCGCAACGGACCUGCGACAUCAAUUGAGCAUUGCCAAGAUCUCAAUGCUCGACCAAAUAAUGAGCUGGAGGCCCUUAAUGGAUUCUUUCCAUAUGAAACUCCGAGUAUUUCCCUUGAGCUGGACGACUUCGCAAGCGAUUUCGUUUCGUCGCUGACCACUAUAUCAACCGAUCCCUCUGGUCUCAUGCCGGCUUCUCUGGAAAUGUUUCCGUCCAGCUUCACAAACGAUAUGCAAAUUCGCGUACCUCCGAGAUCGCUCAGCUCCAAGGGAGAUCUAACGCGCGUAUCUAAUCGUCUUUCAAGCAUGCAGCACGCGUCGAGAGUCAUCAUGCAGAUGCUCUACGCAUAUCCGCAGAUGAUGCUCCGGCGGCAAACGUUCCCGCCGUUUAUUCACCCCCACUGGCAUUUAAAAACUCUCCCUGAGACAUUGGGGAAUUGUAUGAGCCUUUGUCAGCUGUUUGCCGCCCGAACGCCAGAAACACAGUCGUUCUUGUGGAGGAUGGUCGCUUCUGAGGAGGAGCGCUUUCGGGAAAAGCUACAUACGUUCUCUCCUCAUGAAGUACAUCUGUGUCUGGAGGCUAUGAUCAUUUACAUGAUGAUGUCGAUGAGCGAACUUGAUUCAGAAAGCAAGGAGCGAACUACUAAGCUCUUCGAAACAGCUGAGCUGAUCGGCUCCCGAUUUCUUGAUCAUACCGGUAGCUACUCGACCACUGAAAUAGCCGAGCCAAGUUCAACAUGGGAAGACUGGAUCUUCGCAGAAUCGCGCCGCCGAAUGUCAUGUCUCUGGCUGAUCAUAGGCUGUGUAAUCACCAUUGAGAAUGGGAAGAAAUGCAGCAUCUGCAGCGACAUGUGCAGUCUUCCUCUCCCAUCGAGUAAACUAUUGUGGGAAGCGAGAAGUUUUGAGGAAUGGCAGACGGAGAAGGCUUUCUUUGAUAUGAGCUGUCCUAUGAUUACGUUGGGUGAGCUCGUUGAAGCGAAGACAAACGCAGGAAACCCGGUUGGAGCGCAGAGGCUGCAGAGUUGGGAGAUGGGGAGCGAUAAGAUGGCUGCCAUGUUGAACAUUGCUGUUGAGUUUGUAUGGGGCACCGUUUUAUAA